ACUGCAGACAGUACAGGGGAUGACCAGAGACUGCGGACACAGUACAGGGGAUGACCAGAGACUGCAGACAUAGUACAGGAGAUGACCAGAGACUGCAGACACAGUACAGAGGACCAGAGACUGCGGACAUAGUACAGGAGAUGACCAGAGACUGCGGACACAGUACAGAUGACCAGAGACUGCAGACAGUACAGGGGAUGACCAGAGACUGCAGACAGUACAGGGAAUGACCAGAGACUGCAGACAGUACAGGGGAUGACCAAGAGACUGCAGACAGCAGUACAGGGGAUGACCAAGAGACUGCAGACAGUACAGGAGAUGAUCAGAGACUGUGGAC
Molecule: messenger RNA, 337 nt
Organism: Staurois parvus
Lineage: Eukaryota; Metazoa; Chordata; Amphibia; Anura; Ranidae
Source: the annotation of a GenBank genome assembly